Molecule: messenger RNA, 444 nt
Organism: Pleuronectes platessa (European plaice)
Lineage: Eukaryota; Metazoa; Chordata; Actinopteri; Pleuronectiformes; Pleuronectidae
Product: protein S100-A2
Exons: 2
Coding region: 52-336 (94 amino acids)
Molecular function (GO): calcium ion binding; transition metal ion binding
Source: RefSeq, a predicted model, not a curated record
CAACCACUCUGUACACAGUCGCUUUUCUUCCAUUUUGUUCACCACCUCACAAUGGAGGAAACUACACCCUUCCAGCUGGCCACCUUACUCCUGGUGUCCACCUUUAAAAAAUAUGCAGAGGCUGAGGGGAAAAAAGACACCUUAACCAAAGCUGAGUUCAGGACUUUGCUGGAUAAUGAGAUGCCUUCCCCUGGCAAUGGGGUGAAGAGCCAAGAAAAGUUCACAGAGAUGAUGAAGGAUCUGGAUCUGAACAAUGACCAGGAGAUCGACAUCAUGGAAUAUAUGAACCUUGUAAUUUGUAUGACCGUGUGCUGUUUCGAGAUAUGCAAAGACUGAGCAGGUCGACCGCACCCUGGGGUGCAGCCAACUAGAGGCAGCGGCAGCAUACAAUCCCUGUAGUAACAGCUUUUGGAGGUUUUUCUAUCUGCUGAAUAAAAAAAUGUU